Sinocyclocheilus anshuiensis is the source of this 1056-nucleotide messenger RNA. Its product is annotated as cAMP-responsive element-binding protein-like 2. The record is from RefSeq and is a predicted model, not a curated record. Gene Ontology annotation, molecular function: DNA-binding transcription factor activity. Gene Ontology annotation, cellular component: nucleus. The transcript is spliced from 3 exons. Lineage: Eukaryota; Metazoa; Chordata; Actinopteri; Cypriniformes; Cyprinidae. Bases 160 to 534 code for a protein of 124 amino acids. Gene Ontology annotation, biological process: regulation of DNA-templated transcription.
CAGAACCGGAAGAGUGCUGUUAGCAUUCGGCUAAAAACACAGGCAGCUCCACUGGAAGAUUGAUCAAAAAUCAUCUCAAUCGGACUCUCUGAUCGAUUACAGGUGAAUGAUCGAGGAUCAGCGCGCGACUGCAGACUCGCGUCGAUUGGAAAACACGCGAUGGAUCACAAUAAAAUGGUUGCUGGAAAAGUGAAGAAACCCGGCAAACGUGGCCGCAAACCUGCCAAGAUCGACCUGAAGGCCAAGCUGGAGCGAAGCCGGCAGAGCGCCAGAGAGUGUCGCGCCAGAAAGAAGCUGCGCUACCAGUAUCUGGAGGAGCUGGUGUCCAGUAAGGAGAGAGCCAUCUGUGCGCUGCGAGAGGAGCUGGACAUGUACAAACAGUGGUGUCUGGCCAUGGACCAGGGCAAGAUCCCGUCCGAAAUCAAAGCCCUCCUGACCGGAGACGAGCAGAAAGCGCUGCAGAGCUCCAGCAACAAGAUCCCCAAGAACGGCAAGUACGGCUCCAGCGGAAACGGCCAGAACAAGACGUCUUAGACGGAUCCGGAGCGAGUGCGUUUGGAUGUGAACAGUGUUGAUUCACAGUGUUUAUCUGUCGUUUUGUAGUAAUGGGACGUUUAAAAUAAGUUUUUCUGUUUGCAUUCACAAUAAUAUGACCAUUCAAACAUUAGAGUUAUUCCUGUCGAUUUGCGGACGUGGUUCACAUCCAGGUUUUGUGUUGAUGUGUGAGCGUUCUGUGUGACUCAUAAACAUUUCCUCCUCAUUUAUAUAUUUAUUUUGGAACCCCUUCUGGUACCAGAUCAUUUGUGAUGAAGGAUUCAGCGCUCGCGAGUCCAAAAAAUUAAGCUAAUUGUGCCUUUUUAUCUCACAUUUCUGAGUUUACAUGUCACAAUUCAGACUUUUUUUCUUUUAAUCCUGAGAUAUUAACUCAAAAUUGCAAGCUUAUAACUUAGCUACUCGGUUCAUAACCAAGUUACUUGAAAUUCUGAGAAGAAACUGAAAAAUUGUACGAUACUGAUUAAAAAGUCAGAAUUAUUAAAUAAAAAGUAGCAAUUUUCU